Molecule: messenger RNA, 1748 nt
Organism: Trifolium pratense (red clover)
Lineage: Eukaryota; Viridiplantae; Streptophyta; Magnoliopsida; Fabales; Fabaceae
Product: vesicle transport protein SFT2B
Exons: 7
Coding region: 641-1129 (162 amino acids)
Biological process (GO): vesicle-mediated transport
Cellular component (GO): membrane
Source: RefSeq, a predicted model, not a curated record
UGGUUCGAACGUGCAGAAAUCAAGUUUCGACCGGGUCGUUUUGACCAACUACUAUUCACACCUCUCCAUCUCCGACAACGCCUCCAGUAAUUCAUUCAUUCAGUUGCAAUACUUUUCAAGGUCAAUGCGCUUUUGAUUCUCCGUUUCUUUCAUCACUCUGUUCAAUUGAAUUUCACACUAUCAAACCAACUUUUCAAGGUCAUUUUCUGUAAGAUUCUCUCCUAUUUGUUCUAUUUAUGAUUCAUCAAAAUCUUCUAUUUACCCAUUUUAUCACUUUUUUCUUUUUAAUUUCUAUAUUCAUCUUUCAUUAUUGGUCAGAAUUAUUGAUUUUGGAAUCUGAAAAUGCUGAAAUGAGGAACACAAUUGUGCUUCAAUUAGUUGUUGGAUUUGGAUUGUUGAAAUUUUGUAGGGAAAGAUUAGUGGCAUUAUAGUUGAAUUGAGGAAUUGAGAUUAUUCUAACUAAGCCAACAAAGUAGUAUUUGGGAGGAAGGACAAUCAACAUGACUAUGAUGAAGCUUCCCCCUCCCCAACAAAGUAAACAAAUGGCAUAUCAUGGCAUUGAGAUUUAAAAUUGCCUUCUAGGAUAUCUUUGAAAAUUGGCACUGGUGAAGAGAUAUUUAGAUACCUCUUGUUACAAAUAAUGUGGAAAAAACUCGGUGAGUCUUUAUCAGGAGAUAAUGAAGAACAAGAGGAGAGCUGGUUGGAUGAGGAUUCAGGUGGCCUCUGCUCCCUCUCUACAACACAGAGAAUUUAUGGAUUUGCUGCUUGUUCGAUUGCUGGUCUGGCUCUCAUGUUACUGUCUAUGAUUGUUUUUGCCAAACCCAUCAAAUUUGCAUUAUUGUUCACCUUUGGCAACCUCUUAGCAGUUGGAAGUACAGGCUUUCUUCUUGGACCGGCACAACAAAUGGCAGUAAUGUUUGACCCUGUUCGUGUUUUUGCAACAGCCAUCUACCUCGGAUGUGUAGUUAUAGCACUUAUUUGUGCUCUCUUGAUCCAUAGCAAGGUGCUGACGUUACUUGCAAUCAUAGUCGAGAUCGGAGCCCUUAUUUGGUAUAGCCUGAGUUAUAUCCCUUUUGCUCGAAGAAUGGUUUCCGAGUUGAUGAUUAGAUUAUGCGAUACAGAACUCUAAACCAAGAGGAAAAAAAAAACAAAGAUGUCACUUGUCGUCUAUCGUAAACAUGGUUGGUCAGUGUUUGGAUUUUGUGGAUUGAUUCGUGGAGAAGUUGGCAUUGUUGAUGUUGAUUAUAAAGUUCAGAUAUUGGUUUGAUUUCUUGUGCCUAUGAAGCUUCUUUCGGCCUUGAUUUGGAAUUCAUCUUCCAUACCCCUAUUCAUUUCAUUUCAAUUAAAAAAGAUAAUGGAUUGAAAUUUAUACAAAGAAGUUUGUUUUUUCAUUUUUUGAAAUGGUGUUUUUUCCAUAUCCUAUUCUAUACUUAUUUUCUUGCUAAACAUGUAAUGAUAAUCCCGGAAAGGGUGUAGAUAGAUGACAUUCCCCCUUUCUAAUCCCUGUGUAUAUGUUUGGUAGUACUGUGGGAAUGUCAGAAUUACGAUGAUCCAAUGUGAUUUUCCAAAAGCUACACUCUGUAGCUUCUGUAAAAUUAGGCUGUAUCACCGCCAUGAUUUUGACAUAUAAUACCAAACAUAAGCUUUGUAUUACUUUGAUUUGGGCUCUAUUGGCCCCUAGUUUGUCUUUCUUCUAUGUGUUUGUUAUCCAAUUUUUUUUAUAGAAGAAUUAUAUGAUAGAAAAUUAU